AUGGAUGAAGUCCGAGAUAAAAUGAAGGCCACUCAGUACCACCAUCCAUUAUCAUCGCCGUCGUCCUUGGUUAAUCACAAACCUUUGCCCGCCAAGCCUCCGGCGCCAAAGGUUAGAGAUAAUAUCGCUCCUCAUCCGAAAUCGCAAGUCAGGAACCCCGAGAAGCCAGCAAACUCGAAAAAACGCGACAUGUCUGAAAAAGGGUUCGAUCCCUUCAGUUCACUGAUUACUUCCAGUAGGAGGAACCCUAAUGGGUAUUCUCUGCAAGUGUUUGAGUGUCCGGUCUGUGGUAAGGCGUACACAUCUGAGAAGCAAAUUUCUAUCCAUAUUGACUCUUGUUUGAAUGCAGCGGACUCUGGAAAUGAGUUUGGCACUAAAGAAUCGGAUGAGAUUAUGAAUCAACUGGAGACCAGUGUUGGUUCUUAUGUAUCUGGGAAGCCUAGUGAUGGUUCGAAGGAGAUUGUGUUGAUACUUUUGAAGAAUGUGGUGAAAGACCCUGCAAAUGCAAAGUUCAGGAAGAUAAUAAUUGGGAAUCCAAAGAUAAAGGAGGCAGUUGGGGAUGUUCCUGGGGGGAUAGAGUUGCUAGAGUGUGUGGGGUUCAAUCUUACAGAGGAAAAUGGGGAAAUGUGGCUUAGGUUGGUUAAAACUGUGAUAUCAUUGCUCGAGACGAUAAGGUUAAGGAGUUGCCGCAGAUUGUUCCGGCUAAGAUUGAGGAAGAACCUAUUGAACCAAAGCAAGUUGACCGACAGUGUUGCUGCAAAAAUUGAGCUGCCUGAUUCUUUCUAUAACCUUACUGCUGAAGAACUGAAAAGGGAAACCGAUGAUAGAAAGAAUAAGAUAGAAGAAUCUAAGCUUUUAAUUCCUAAGUCCUACAAAGAAAAGCGGUACAAGAAGACUUUUCCUGAUGGAGUUGUACUUCAAGCUAUCUUUUCACCAUCUGAGUCUACUGGAGCUCUAUAUGAGUUUGUGAGCAAUGCACUGAAAGACCCAAGCCUAGAGUUCAGCCUCCAACAUACGGAUUUAGUCAAGCACCAGUUGAUCCCUCGUUUUCCAGCAAACGCAGGAAAAGCACCAACACUCGAGGACGAGGAUUUGGUGCCAGCAGCCCUUAUUAAGUUCAGACUAAUCGAGGCAGAUGAAAUUGUUUUUACAGGACUAUGUAAUGAACUUCUUCUAAUCAGUUAACCUUUUGUGUCGGGUUCGACUGUUCCUUCAUCUUAACCUGAAUUUGGGUUCUGAGUCCAUCCUUUGGAAUGUGAAAAUUUUACAAAUAAUCGACUCAUGUUUUAGAAUUUUUGAUAUAUGUAGUUGACAUUUCACAAUCAGGGCAGAAAAUAUUGUCGUGCGUCCGUUUUGUCACAGUACACAUUUUUCUCCAUGUGUGGUAUGGUUAAAACUCAGUUUGUACAGAUGAGUUUGGCUUGGGGUUGUUUGAUAGUAUCAAAUCUUUUAUCUGUUGC
Messenger RNA from Striga asiatica, 1460 nucleotides. Lineage: Eukaryota; Viridiplantae; Streptophyta; Magnoliopsida; Lamiales; Orobanchaceae. The record is from the annotation of a GenBank genome assembly.